ACGUUACGGGGAACGGGGAUAAGUAAAGUAACCUACAAUGACACCUUGAAGCUUGCUUAAGGUCAAAGUUUUUAAAGAAGUAAAUUACUUGCACGUGUUCUAUUCUUUCACAAAAAAGAAGAAAGAAAAGGGGGGACAGAAAUAAGCAUAGUAUCUAAGUUUGAAUUCUUAUCUCGAAACUAAUGACAUCUGAAUUAAAGUACCAAUAUUUAAUAGAUUACGAAAUUCAGUCCAAGUAUUUUGUGUCCUCACAUUCAUCACUCGUAAGCUGAUUACAAGGAUUACGGACAAAAUUCAUGUUCUCGUAAUCAACUUCAAAUAACCGUUCUAUUAAUGUUUAAUUUUUCGUGAGGUUUACAGCUUAUUAGCAAAAACAACCAUGGCCACUACACAGUCUCCACCAGCUACAAUGCCGAAGUACAUUCGAUUUCUUUUUGGUGGACUUGCUGGAAUGGGAGCCACCUGUUUUGUUCAACCUCUUGAUCUUAUCAAAAAUCGGAUGCAGCUGAGUGGUGAAGGUGGUAAAGCGAAAGAACAUAAAACUAGCCUGCAUGCAAUUAAAAGUGUUAUUAAGAAUGAAGGAAUCUCUGGGCUGUAUGUUGGGCUAUCAGCUGGUCUCCUAAGACAAGCAUCAUAUACAACUGUUCGCAUGGGUGUCUAUUCAACUCUAUUUGAAAAAUUCUCGUAAGAAGAU
Stegodyphus dumicola is the source of this 694-nucleotide messenger RNA. Its product is annotated as mitochondrial 2-oxoglutarate/malate carrier protein-like. The record is from RefSeq and is a predicted model, not a curated record. Lineage: Eukaryota; Metazoa; Arthropoda; Arachnida; Araneae; Eresidae.